AUGGGGCCGGGGGCCCGGGGCCGCCGCCGCCGCCGUCCGAUGUCGCCGCCACUGCCACCGCCGCCCGUGCGGGCGCUGCCUCUGCUGCUGCUGCUAGCGGGGCCGGGGGCUGCAGGUGAGGGACCGGGACUUGGCGGACGGGACGGAGAGCGGGGAGGGGGAGUGCUAGGAUCCCCAUGUCCGAGGCUGGGGGGUCCUAGGGGCCAGGGACCAGAGCCGGGCAGGGGCACAGGAGCCGAGGGCUGCGUGCCAGUCUCGGGGGGCGCAGGGACUCAGAAUGGGGAGGCGCAGGGCCCCAGAGGUCCGUGGAACAGGCACCCACGAACGAUCGGGGCUAGAGAUGAAGGGACCCAGGAGUCCGAGACGGGGAGUUCGAGGUGCGGGAAUCGGGACUUCAAGACCGGGGGGCGGUGUACCGAGUCCGGGGCUCGUCCCCAUCCCACCCCCGCCUGGAGUCCUGGGAAGGUUACCUUUGGGGCCGAGGAACCCCAGCCCGGGGAACCCUCACACAAAAGCGCCCCCCGCACCCCGGGCGGGCCGGGCGGGGCGGGGACAAAGCGGGACCUGCGGCGGGUCCUGGACCCGGGCUGCGGGGGCGCCUCCCCCCAGCCGCCAGAGGCCUGGUUGGCGGGGGAGGGGCGCGGGCCCAGGGCCCUGGGCAGGGGUCCCGGGACGAGGCUGUGUGGCUGGGCGCUGGGAGCGCACUCCCUUGCCUGGAUGGAAGCCCGUGUGCUAAUGGAGGUCGCUGCACCCAGCUGCCCUCCCGGGAGGCUGCCUGCCUGCUCAGCCGCUGGGCCGGACGCCCUGCGCAGGGGAGUUCUGCGCCUGGAAUACUGCCGACAGGUGAAUGCGCCCGCGGCUGCCCCGCCCCCCGACAGUCCGCGCUGCGCCCCCGCCCCGUCUCCCCCAAAGCCCAGGCCGUGGGGCGGGGCGCUGGCUGAGGCUGGAACCGGCCUGACCGGUCGGCGGGGGCGCGGGGAGCGGAGCGUGGGAACCCGCCCGGGGCGUCGGGAGGGGGCCAUGCGGAUCGCGCCCUGCCUGGCGGGGGGACCCGCCGUCCUCGGCGCCCGGCGCAGUGCGCCCCCUCCUGGCGCGCGGUGGUGCCCACCAGGCUGGGUGGGUGAGAGGUGCCAGCUGGAAGACCCCUGCCACUCGGGUCCCUGUGCUGGCCGCGGCGUCUGCCAGAGCUCAGUGGUGGCAGGCACCGCUCGGUUCUCCUGCCGGUGCCCCCGGGGCUUCCGAGGUCCCGAUUGCUCCCUGCCAGAUCCCUGCCUCAGCAGCCCUUGUGCCCAUGGAGCCCGCUGCUCAGUGGGGCCCGAUGGCCGCUUUAUCUGCUCCUGCCCACCUGGCUACCAGGGCCGCAGCUGCCGAAGCGAUGUGGAUGAGUGCCGGGUGGGUGGGGGUGGGCCCUGCCGCCAUGGUGGCACCUGCUUCAACACACCUGGCUCCUUCCGCUGCCAGUGCCCAGCUGGCUACACGGGGCCACUGUGUGAGACCCCCGUGGUGCCCUGUGCUCCCUCACCGUGCCGUAACGGGGGCACAUGUAGACAGAGUGGCGAUCUCACCUAUGACUGUGCCUGCCUUCCUGGGUUUGAGGGCCAGAACUGCGAAGUGAAUGUGGACGACUGUCCAGGACACCGAUGUCUAAAUGGGGGGACAUGUGUGGAUGGAGUCAACACUUACAACUGCCAGUGUCCUCCUGAGUGGACAGGCCAAUUCUGCACGGAGGAUGUGGACGAGUGUCAGCUGCAGCCCAAUGCCUGCCACAAUGGAGGCACCUGCUUCAACACACUGGGUGGCCACAGCUGUGUCUGUGUCAAUGGCUGGACUGGCGAGAGCUGCAGUCAGAAUAUUGAUGACUGUGCCACGGCCGUGUGCUUCCAUGGGGCCACCUGCCAUGACCGUGUGGCCUCCUUCUACUGUGCCUGUCCCAUGGGCAAGACUGGCCUUCUGUGUCAUCUGGAUGACGCCUGUGUCAGCAACCCCUGUCACGAGGAUGCUAUCUGCGACACGAACCCCGUGAACGGCCGGGCCAUCUGCACCUGUCCACCCGGCUUCACGGGCGGGGCGUGUGACCAGGACGUGGAUGAGUGCUCCAUCGGCGCCAACCCGUGUGAGCACUUGGGUCGCUGCGUGAACACGCAGGGGUCGUUCCUGUGCCAGUGUGGCCGUGGCUACACCGGCCCGCGCUGUGAGACUGACGUCAAUGAGUGUCUGUCGGGGCCCUGCCGCAACCAGGCCACAUGCCUCGACCGCAUAGGCCAGUUCACCUGCAUCUGCAUGGCAGGCUUCACAGGAACCUACUGCGAGGUGGACAUCGACGAAUGUCAGAGCAGCCCGUGUGUCAACGGUGGGGUUUGCAGGGACCGAGUCAAUGGCUUCACCUGCACCUGCCCCUCGGGCUUCAGCGGGUCCACGUGUCAGCUGGACGUGGACGAAUGUGCGAGCACGCCCUGCCGGAACGGCGCCAAGUGCGUGGACCAGCCCGAUGGCUACGAGUGCCGCUGCGCAGAAGGCUUCGAGGGCCCGCUGUGUGAGCGCAACGUGGACGACUGCUCUCCAGACCCGUGCCACCACGGGCGCUGCGUGGACGGCAUCGCCAGCUUCUCGUGUGCCUGUGCCCCGGGCUACACGGGCACGCGCUGCGAGAGCCAGGUGGACGAGUGUCGCAGCCAGCCCUGCCGCCACGGGGGCAAGUGCCUAGACCUGGUGGACAAAUACCUCUGCCGCUGUCCUCCCGGAACCACAGGUGUGAACUGCGAGGUGAACGUAGACGACUGUGCCAGCAAUCCGUGUACCUUCGGAGUCUGCCGUGACGGCAUUAACCGCUAUGACUGUGUCUGCCAGCCUGGCUUCACAGGGCCCCUCUGCAAUGUGGAGAUCAACGAGUGUGCGUCCAGCCCAUGCGGCGAGGGAGGCUCCUGCGUGGACGGUGAAAACGGCUUCCACUGCCUCUGCCCGCCCGGCUCCUUACUUCCACUCUGCCUCCGCCCGAGCCAUCCCUGCGCCCAUGAACCCUGCAGUCACGGCAUCUGCCACGAUGCACCCAGCGGGUUCCGCUGUGUGUGUGAGCCUGGCUGGAGUGGCCCCCGUUGCAGCCAGAGCCUGGUCCGAGAUGCCUGUGAGUCCCAGCCCUGCCAGGCCGGUGGCACCUGCACCAGCGAUGGAAUGGGCUUCCACUGCACCUGUCCCCCUGGUGUCCAGGGCCAUCAGUGUGAGCUGCUGUCCCCCUGCACCCUGAACCCCUGUGAGCAUGGGGGCCACUGCGAGUCUGCCCCUGGCCAGCUGACUGUCUGCUCCUGUCCCCCUGGCUGGCAAGGCCCACGAUGCCAGCAGGAUGUGGAUGAAUGUGCUGGCCCCUCACCCUGCGGCCCUCAUGGUACCUGUGCCAACCUGGAGGGGAGUUUCAGCUGCACCUGCCACGGGGGGUACACUGGCCCUUCCUGUGAUCAGGACAUUGAUGACUGUGACCCCAACCCGUGCCUGAAUGGCGGCUCAUGUCAGGAUGGGGUGGGCUCCUUUUCCUGCUCCUGCCUUCCGGGCUUCGCUGGCCCACGCUGCGCCCGCGAUGUGGAUGAAUGCCUGAGCAGCCCCUGCGGCCCGGGCACCUGCACCGACCACGUGGCUUCCUUCACUUGCACCUGCCCACCGGGCUAUGGGGGUUUCCACUGCGAGAGGAACCUGCCCGACUGCAGCCCCAGCUCCUGCUUCAAUGGUGGAACCUGCGUGGACGGCGUGAACUCGUUCAGCUGCCGGUGCCGCCCCGGCUACACGGGCGCCCACUGCCAACAUGAGGCCGACCCCUGCCUCUCGCGGCCCUGCCUGCACGGGGGCGUCUGCAGCGCCGCCCAGCCCGGCUACCACUGCGCCUGCCCGGAAGGCUUCACAGGCACCCAGUGCCAGACGCUGGUCGACUGGUGCAGCCGCGCGCCCUGCCAGAACGGGGGUCGCUGUGUCCAGACCGGGGCUUAUUGCCUUUGUCCCCCGGGCUGGAGCGGCCGCCUCUGUGACAUCCGAAGCCUGCCCUGCAGGGAGGCCGCAGCCCAGAUCGGGGUGCGGCUGGAGCAGCUGUGUCAGGCGGGCGGGCAGUGUGUGGACCAGGACAGCUCCCACUAUUGUGUGUGCCCAGAGGGCCGCACGGGCAGCCACUGUGAGCAGGAGGUGGACCCCUGCUUGUCCCAGCCCUGCCAGCACGGGGGCACCUGCCGCGGCUACAUGGGGGGCUAUGUGUGCGAGUGUCCGGCUGGCUACACUGGUGACGACUGUGAGGACGACGUAGACGAGUGUGCCUCCCAGCCCUGCCAGCACGGGGGCUCCUGCAUUGACCUCGUGGCUCGAUAUCUCUGCUCCUGUCCCCCUGGGACGUUGGGCGUGCUCUGCGAGAUUAAUGAGGACGACUGCGGCCCAGGCCCUCCCCUGGACUCAGGCCCCCGCUGCCUACACAAUGGCACCUGCGUGGACCUGGUGGGUGGCUUCCGCUGCUCCUGUCCCCCAGGAUACACUGGUAUGCGCUGCGAGGCCGACAUCAAUGAGUGUCGCUCGGGUGCCUGUCUCGUGGCACACACCCGGGACUGCCUGCAGGACCCAGGAGGGGGCUUCCGCUGCCUUUGCCAUGCUGGCUUCACAGGUCCCCGCUGUCAGACUGUCCUGUCUCCCUGUGAGUCCCAGCCAUGCCAGCAUGGAGGCCAGUGCCGUCCCAGCCUGGGUCCUGCGGGUGGGCUGACUUCCACCUGCCACUGCGUCCCGCCGUUCUGGGGUCCGCGUUGCGAGCGGGUGGCGCGCACCUGCCGGGAGCUGCAGUGCCCGGUGGGCGUCCCAUGCCAGCAGACGGCCCGCGGGCCACGCUGCGCCUGCCCCCCGGGGAUGUCGGGGCCCUCCUGCCGUAGCUCCCGGGGGUCGCCGCCGGGGGCCGCCAACGCCAGCUGCGCAGCCGCCCCCUGUCUCCACGGGGGCUCCUGUCGCCCCGCGCCGCUCGCGCCCUUCUUCCGCUGCUCGUGCGCGCCGGGCUGGGCUGGGCUACGCUGCGAGGCACCCGCGGCGGCGCCCGAGGUCCCCGAGGAGCCGCGGUGUCCGCGCGCAGCCUGCCAGGCCAAGCGCGGGGACAAGCGCUGCGACCGCGAGUGCAACAGCCCCGGCUGCGGCUGGGACGGCGGCGACUGCUCGCUGAGCGUGGGCGACCCCUGGCGGCAGUGCGAGGCGCUGCAGUGCUGGCGCCUCUUCAACAACAGCCGCUGCGACCCCGCCUGCAGCUCGCCCGCCUGCCUCUAUGACAACUUCGACUGCCACGCCGGUGGCCGCGAGCGCACUUGCAACCCCAUGUACGAGAAGUACUGCGCCGACCACUUCGCCGACGGCCGCUGCGACCAGGGCUGCAACAUGGAGGAGUGCGGCUGGGACGGGCUGGACUGUGCCGGCGAGGUGCCGGCCCUGCUGGCCCGCGGGGUGCUGGUGCUCACCGUGCUGCUGCCGCCCGAGGAGCUGCUGCGCUCCAGCGCCGACUUCCUGCAGCGGCUCAGCGCCAUCCUGCGCACGUCGCUGCGCUUCCGCCUGGACGCGCACGGCCAGGCCAUGGUCUUCCCGUACCACCGGCCCAGUCCUGGCUCCGAACCCCGGGCCCGGCGGGAGCUGGCCCCAGAGGUGAUCGGCUCUGUAGUGAUGCUGGAGAUUGACAACCGGCUCUGCCUGCAGUCGCCUGAGAAUGACCACUGUUUCCCGGAUGCCCAGAGCGCGGCUGACUAUCUGGGAGCAUUGUCAGCUGUGGAGCGCCUGGACUUCCCGUACCCACUGCGGGACGUGCGCGGGGAGCCGCUGGAGCCACCAGAGCCCAGCCUGCCGCUGCUGCCACUGCUGGUGGCGGGCGCCGUCUUCCUGUUGGUCAUCCUCGUCCUGGGUGUCAUGGUGGCCCGGCGCAAGCGUGAGCACAGCACCCUGUGGUUCCCGGAGGGCUUCGCGCUGCACAAGGACAUGGCCUCUGGCCAUAAGGGUCGGCGGGAGCCUGUGGGCCAAGACGCGCUCGGCAUGAAGAACAUUGCCAAGGGUGAGAGUCUGAUGGGGGAGGUGGCCACAGACUGGAUGGAAACGGAGUGCCCAGAGGCCAAGCGACUGAAGGUAGAAGAGCCUGGCAUGGGGGCUGAGGAGGCUGUGGAUUGCCGCCAGUGGACUCAACACCACCUGGUUGCUGCUGACAUCCGAGUGGCACCAGCCAUGGCACUGACACCCCCACAGGGUGAUGCAGAUGCUGAUGGCAUGGAUGUCAAUGUGCGUGGUCCAGAUGGCUUCACCCCCCUAAUGCUGGCCUCCUUCUGUGGGGGGGCCCUGGAGCCGAUGCCAACUGAGGAGGACGAGACAGAUGACACAUCAGCCAGCAUUAUCUCGGACCUAAUCUGCCAGGGGGCCCAGCUCGGGGCACGGACUGACCGCACGGGCGAGACCGCCCUGCAUCUGGCUGCCCGCUAUGCCCGGGCCGAUGCGGCCAAGCGGCUGCUGGAUGCUGGGGCAGACACCAAUGCCCAGGACCACUCAGGCCGCACCCCCCUGCACACGGCCGUCACUGCUGAUGCCCAGGGCGUCUUCCAGAUUCUCAUCCGGAACCGCUCCACGGACUUGGAUGCUCGCAUGGCCGAUGGCUCGACGGCACUGAUCCUGGCGGCCCGCCUGGCAGUGGAGGGCAUGGUGGAAGAGCUCAUCGCCAGCCACGCCGAUGUCAAUGCUGUGGAUGAGCUCGGGAAGUCAGCCCUACACUGGGCAGCUGCUGUGAACAAUGUGGAGGCCACCUUGGCCCUGCUCAAAAAUGGAGCCAACAAGGACAUGCAGGAUAGCAAGGAGGAGACCCCGCUGUUCCUCGCCGCCCGCGAGGGCAGCUACGAGACUGCCAAGCUGCUGCUGGACCACUUUGCCAACCGCGAGAUCACGGACCACCUGGACAGGCUGCCACGGGACGUGGCCCAGGAGCGGCUGCACCAGGACAUCGUGCGGUUGCUGGACCAGCCCAGUGGGCCCCGCAGCCCUGCCGGCCCCCAUGGCUUGGGGCCCCUUCUCUGCCCACCCGGGGCCUUCCUCCCAGGCCUCAAGGCAGCCCAGUCGGGGACGAAGAAGAGCAGGAGGCCCCCGGGAAAGGCUGGGCUGGGGUCGCAAGGGGCCCGAGGACGGGGCAAGAAGCUGACCCUGUCCUGCCCUGGCCCCCUGGCCGAGAGCUCAGUCACGCUGUCACCUGUGGACUCACUGGACUCUCCACGGCCCUUUGGUGGGCCACCUGCUUCCCCUGGUGGCUUCCCCCUUGAGGGGUCCUACGCGGCUGCCACCGCCACGGCUGUGUCUCUGGCGCAGCUUGGUGGCCCAGGCCGGGCCGGUCUAGUGCGACAGCCCCCUGGGGGCUGCUUGCUCAGCCUGGGCCUCCUGAACCCUGUGGCUGUCCCCCUUGACUGGGCCCGACUGCCUCCACCUGCCCCACCAGGCCCCUCGUUCCUGCUGCCAUUGGCACCGGGACCCCAGCUGCUCAACCCUGGGACCCCCAUCUCCCCCCAGGAGCGGCCCCCACCUUACCUGGCAGCUCCGGGACACGGCGAGGAGUACCCGGCAGCUGGGGCCCAUGGCAGUCCCUCCAAGACUCGCUUCCUGCGGGUCCCCAGCGAGCACCCUUACCUGACCCCAUCCCCCGAGUCCCCCGAGCAUUGGGCCAGCCCAUCGCCACCCUCCCUCUCGGACUGGUCCGACUCCACGCCCAGCCCAGCCACUGCCACUGGGGCCUCGGCCACCGUCACUGGGGCACUGCCUACCCAGCCACUCCCCUUGUCUGUCCCAGGCUCCCUCGCACAGGCUCACACCCAGCUGGGACCCCAGCCCGAAGUCACCCCCAAGAGGCAGGUGUUGGCCUGAGCCGCUCCCCAGUUCCUGGAUCUUGGGGCUGAAGAGACCCCUCCUCCCACCUCCUUCCUCCCUCUCUAUUGUUAGUGUUGCUUGUUCUCUCCUCUCUGUCACCAACCCUCCUUCACCUCUGCCUGGCAGUGACUGAGACAGGUCACCGCCCAGGGCCUCAGUCUUCCUUAUUUAUAACGGGUGGGGCUGCCCACUCCCCCUCUCAGUCGUGCGAUGAGUCUGGGGUCUCCUCCUGCGCCCACCUUCCCUCUUCCUUCCUUCCUUUCUUGUCUCCUGUGGCCUCUCACUCCUCACACUCUGACACGAGUGAAUUAUUAUCCUUUUUAUUAUUAUUUUUUUUUACAUUUUGUAUAGAAACAAAUUCAUUUAAACAAACUUAUUAUUAUUAUUUUUUACAAAAUAUAUAUAUGGAGAUGCUCCCUGCUCCCUGCAAACCCUCCAGUGCCCCCGUGGGGCUGAGUCUGUGGGCCCACUCGGCCAAGCUGGAUUCUGUGUACCGAGUACACAGGCAUGACUGGGAUCCGUGUACCGAGUACACGACCCUGGUACGCACCAAGUAGGCACCCUUGGGCACACCCUCUGGGGCCAGGGGUUGGGGGAGACUUGGGAGCCUCCUCCCCACCCCACCUCCUUCACUUCACUGCAUUCCAGAUGGGACUUGCUCUGCAGACUUUCUGGGGAAGGGUGCUUCUGGCCUGAGCCCGCCUCCAGGCUUCCACCCCCCUCCCUUGAGCCUGGGCCACCUUCCUUUGGGAACUAGGGGGCAGCUGGCAGGAAAUGGGGGCCAGGGGAGAUGUGUGCAUUUCACUUUAUCUCCCUGUAAAUAGGGGACUGCAGGAAGGGGAGGAGUUGCCUGGGUGGCACUCCCUCCUUCUGGUGUUCGCCUGGCCCAACGUUGUGGCAGAAUAGAUGCAUUUUUAGGCUAUUUUUAUAAUAUGGCUUCUGGUCACAAUCCCUGUGUAGCUGAAUUCCCAGGUCCUGCAUUGUACAGCCCCCACUCCCCUUACCACCUAA
Messenger RNA from Cynocephalus volans (Philippine flying lemur), 8889 nucleotides. RefSeq names its product notch receptor 3 (gene NOTCH3). Gene Ontology annotation, biological process: cell differentiation; regulation of DNA-templated transcription; multicellular organism development. Lineage: Eukaryota; Metazoa; Chordata; Mammalia; Dermoptera; Cynocephalidae. Gene Ontology annotation, cellular component: membrane. The transcript has 36 exons. The record is from RefSeq and is a predicted model, not a curated record. Gene Ontology annotation, molecular function: signaling receptor activity; calcium ion binding; Notch binding. Bases 1 to 7875 code for a protein of 2624 amino acids.